Molecule: messenger RNA, 4998 nt
Organism: Anarrhichthys ocellatus (wolf-eel)
Lineage: Eukaryota; Metazoa; Chordata; Actinopteri; Perciformes; Anarhichadidae
Product: serine/threonine-protein kinase DCLK2-like
Exons: 16
Coding region: 1201-3453 (750 amino acids)
Biological process (GO): intracellular signal transduction; protein phosphorylation
Molecular function (GO): ATP binding; protein kinase activity
Source: RefSeq, a predicted model, not a curated record
GGGAGGGGGUGUGCACAGUGCAGCCGGUCUCUCCUCCCUCUCUCUCCUCCCUCUGCUGCAGCGGCCAUGCUGCUGUCCGCUGCUCGUCUCGGUGCAUCCCGGUCCUCCUCCUCCGGUGUAGCUUGAGCCUCCUGCAGCAUCCCUGAAUCCCGGGUUAGCGGACCGGCUCGGAUCGGGUCGUAGUUCGCGGUGCAGUCCCGCCUGGAUCCACCGGAACAGACCGGAACACUGCAGGAGGAGCCUCCAUAGCAACAAAACCGGUUCCACGGCAUUAUCGGUAGGUGCCUCCCUCUCCGUUUGAAUGGCGCUGUCAGCUCGGCUUAGCAGCGUUCGGGCGGAUGAAGAGCAUUCUCUAUCAGGGUUUAGAGGUUUGAGGUUUCAUAACCACGUGAUGCACCAGCUCACAGUCUGGCUUCAGGUACAUUUUAAUGUGCAUGCAAAUCAAUGAGGAUCUCUCACUCUGGCCUUUAAAGGAUAUUUAAUUUCACUAAAAUAAGUGAUGGAGGAGUGUUGAGGAGACAGAAAACCCCCAAAACCAAGAAGAUACCAGGACUACCAACCAUUGCACCAGGUGCACUGCUGGGACUCCACGGACUUGUACCAGGUCUGCACAACCAGGGUACUGCAGGAAGGUCACUGUGAGGGCACAUUCAAAUCAAGUAGAGAGUUUUGGUUCCACUAAGACGGAUAGUGUCCAUCUACAGCCGUCGAAGCAGCCUUUAGCAAGAACCUCCACCUGGUCUCUCCGGAUUAAAGCAUAAAUUAAAUACCUACAUGUGGACAAAGGGCUGUUCAUAGUGUUACAUAAAGUUGAAAUACGAUACCACUGGAUUUAAAACAGCGUUAUCUGACACUGGAGCUACAUCUACUACCUUUUUACUCGUAAACUUCAGUUAAACUAAAAAGGUACAACAACCAGAACCAGAUACCAACUCUUCUUCAAACUGGUUCAGUGGUGCAACUGGACUAGUAGAAGUCUGACCACCAAAGGGAUUACAGCUGGGUUUUUGAGAAUUAAAAACCACAUUUUGAGGACUACAACCAGAUGACUGUGUCUACAAAAGGCUACAGAGUCACCAAACUCAAGCUCUAACAAGCUAGAAGCCAGGUAACCAGGAUAAGAGUCACGGUUUAUGGUUGUUGGAAGAUGAAUCUUAUGUAGCAGGGACUCUGUUUAACGCUACUGGACCGGUAUUCACCAUGUCUUUGAGUAAGACACUCGAGCUGGAGCACUUUGACGAACGCGAUAAGGUCCGCCGGGGACGCUCCACCCGCACCAAGAGAGACCACUCCACCGCCAGCGCAGGCGGUGGCGGGUCUGGACCCAGUUCCCGGGGCAGCAGCCUGGUCCCUAGCCCUGCCCACAGCGCCAACUGCAGCUACUACCGGACCCGAACCCUGCAGGCGCUCACCUCGGAGAAACGGGCCAAAAAGGUCCGGUUCUACCGCAACGGAGAUCGGUACUUCAAGGGUCUGGUGUACGCCGUUUCCAGCGACCGGUUCCGCUCCUACGAUGCGCUGCUGAUGGAGCUCACGCGCUCUUUGGCGGAUAACUUGCAUCUGCCACAAGGGGUGCGGUCGAUCUACACGAUCGAUGGCACCAAGAAGAUCACCAGCAUGGACGAGCUGGGGGAAGGCGAGUGCUACGUUUGUGCCUCCAACGAGCCCUACCGAAAGGUUGACUACACUAAGAUCUCCGUCCAGAGCUGGAAGCCAGGUGCCGGUGCCGGUGCCGGAGCCGGAGCUGGAGCCGCGAGCUCAAGCUUGAGUCGGCCCUCCACGGUGUCCGCGGGGGUGUCGGCGAGCACAGCCGCCAGCUCCUCCAAAGAACGCCUCGAGGGCCGCGAGGGCCGUGAGGGCCGCGAGGGCAGAGAGAGCAGAGAGAGCAGAGAGAGCAAAGACUUCAUCAAGCCCAAGCUGGUGACGGUGAUCCGCAGUGGCGUGAAGCCUCGCAAGGCGGUGAGGAUCCUGCUGAACAAGAAGACGGCGCACUCCUACAAUCAGGUGCUCGCCGACAUCACGGAGGCCAUCAAGCUGGACUCCGGGGCCGUGAAGAGGCUGUACACGCUGGAUGGGAAACAGCUGACCUGUCUGCAGGACUUCUUCGGGGAUGACGACGUGUUCAUGGCGUGCGGGCCGGAGAAGUUCCGCUACGCUCAGGACGACUUUGUGCUCACACAGUGCAGCAAGACACCGGCUUUCGUUAGUGAAUGCAGAGUCAAGGUACCUCGCCCUACCGCCCAUCCCAAUCCCAAAACUACAACUCCCAAAACCCCUAGCAGCCCCAGCCUGUCCUCUAAGACUCCUCCCAAAGGCCUCUCCAGAACGAGGUCACCUGGUCCAGCCAAUGAGGCCUCAGGAUCGCAGUCAGCUGUGAAGCCGUCCAGGUCAAGCCCCUCCCCCACCAGCCCCGGGACACGACGCAGCCUCAAGGUCUCUCCUCGUCGUGCUUCCUCCACAGAUGUGAACGGAGAGGCUGAGCAGCCCGACGACACCAUCGUUGAAGUGAACGGGAAUCGCUCCGUUUCCUCCUCCACCAUCAGCGACAAGUACAAAGUCGGUAAAGUGAUCGGAGACGGAAACUUUGCGGUGGUGAAAGAGUGCGUGGAGAGGUCGACGGGACAGGAGUACGCUCUGAAGAUCAUCGAUAAAGCUCGCUGCUGUGGGAAGGAGCACCUGAUAGAAAAUGAGGUGGCGGUGCUGCGGAGGGUUCGACAUCCCAGCAUCAUCCAGUUAAUCGAGGUGGACGAGACGCCCAGUCAGCUGUUCCUGGUCAUGGAGCUCGUCAAGGGCGGCGACCUGUUCGACGCCAUCACCUCCUCCACCAAGUACAGCGAGCGAGACUCCAGCGCCAUGGUGUUCAACCUGUCCGGAGCCGUCAAGUACCUGCACCGCAUGAACAUCGUCCACCGGGACAUCAAACCAGAGAACCUGCUGGUGUGCGAGUACCCAGACGGCACCAAGUCGCUGAAGCUGGGCGACUUUGGUCUGGCGACGGUGGUGGAGGGGCCGCUGUACACCGUCUGUGGCACGCCGACGUACGUCGCCCCGGAGAUCAUCGGCGAGACCGGCUACGGUCUGAAGGUGGACAUCUGGGCGGCCGGAGUGAUCACCUACAUCCUGCUGUGUGGAUUCCCUCCAUUUAGAAGUGAGAAUAAUGUCCAGGAGGAGUUGUUCGAUCAGAUCCUCAGAGGGAAGCUGGAGUUUCCGUCUCCGGACUGGGACACCAUCAGCCUCCCAGCCAAGAUGCUGAUUAGUCAGAUGCUGCAGGUGAACGUGGACACUCGAUUCACCGCCGAGGAGAUCCUGUCCCACCCCUGGGUGACGGAUGAGGCUCCGGUAGACUCCACCAUUGUGAGCAGCACUGCAGAACAGACCGGUGGAGACGCACUGGACCCAGAGCAGGAAUCCCCAAUACUGGAAACCAAACAAGUUCCUUCUCCUCUGGUUUAAAUCACAUUGAUCUUCCAUCAACUGGAAACCAAACACAACACAGAUUUUUUGUUUUUGAUCUACCGGAAACCCCAUAAAGGUCUAGAUCUGUCCAGGAAACCAGAUAAGUUCCCUCAAAUCUGGUCCGGAUCUUGUCCUGUUUUUUCAUCACCUUCAGUGUAGAACACGUCCCGUUUGAUCUUUUGGAAACCAAAUGAGUUUCAUCUCCUGGAAGCCAAACCACCAUCUGGUCGAGUGAAGGACCUGUUUCCACCCACUGGAAACCAAACCUUUUCCCUCAUUCUUGGUCUACAAUAGAUCCCCGUUCAUCCACUGUUCCCUCAAAACUCCUUCCUUCAGCUCUGGUCUAGAAUUGGUCCCGUUUCAUCUCAUGGAAACCAAACAAAUUCCCUGACCCCCUCUGGUCUAGAAUAUGUCCAAUCAACUUGUUUUACUGCUGGUCCAGAAGUUUCCCGUUGCCUGGACACAAAACCAGAAAACGUCUUCUUUCAUCUACCGGACACUGAACAAGUUCCCUCUUUUAAUCCACUGUAAAUCUAACAAGUUCCAUCAAACCUGGUCUAGAAUUGGUCUUUUUGGAAAUCCAACAAGUUCCCUUAACAUCUAGAACUCGUCCUGUUCUUUCACUUAAAAUCAAAUAAGCUUCCUCACCUCUUUAUUCUAGAAUAAAUACCUUUUUAUCAACUGGAAACCAAAUGAGUUCUCUCAUAUCUGGCUUCGAAUCAAUUCUGUUUCAACAACUGGAAACCAUCAAGAUCACCCCCCUUUGGUCUAGAAUGUAUCCCAUUUAAAUGUAUUGGAAACCAAACAAGUUCCUUCAAAUUACGUGGUCCAGGAUAUGUCCCCCUUAAUCAACUUGAAACCGAAAUCCCACACCUCUGGUCAAGAAUACGUUCCUUUAAAUCAUCUGCUCUAGAGUAUGUCCCCUUUUAACAACUGGAAACCAAAUAAGUUCCCACACUCUUGUCUGAAACAUUGUCCUUUGCAUGUAAUGGAAAAUAAACAAGUUCCUUCAAAUCUGGUCCAGAACACGUCCCGUUUCAUCUUCUGGAAACCAAACAAGUUCCCUUGCCUCUAGUCUAGAAUUGCUGUGUUGCUUCAACUUGACACCAAAUGAGUUCCCCUCUCCUUGGUCCAUUUCAUCUACUGGAGACUGAAGAGGAUUCCUCACCUCUAGUCUAGGACACUCAGCAUUUGCUAUACUGAAAACAAAUUCAAGUUCUCCAUUGCCACUUCCAAUUAUCUCCUGGAAACUGUCCUCGCCUUUGGUCUAGACCAGCAUCCUAUCUACUGAAGACUUUCACAAGCCCCGCCUCUGCUGCUGUACUGGAAAGUAUUUACAUCUUCUUUGAUGCGCUCCAUCAAGAGAUGGGGUCCCAUUUUAUUGUUGGCAAGACCCUAAUGAAGUCGCCUCACUGCUACCUGAAGGACACGCACCAUAUCAACACUGGGAGACCAUGAAAGUGAUAUUGGAUACAUAAGUGUUUCAUCACCCGGUGUCUCUUGGGACUGGACCCAUUUCCUGAGAAUGGCCCUUAACAAAGG